Amoebophrya sp. A25 is the source of this 8062-nucleotide messenger RNA. The record is from the annotation of a GenBank genome assembly. Lineage: Eukaryota; Dinophyceae; Syndiniales; Amoebophryaceae.
UGCCCCGCACAAAAAAACACCCUUCCACCAGCUCCUCUUCUUCUAUGUAUUCAGUUGCGUGAAUCCAAAUUUGUAUGCUAUUUUUGUGAGUGUAGGGUCGCAGAAAUGAUCCUUGAUUCAACAUGCUCCUGGGAGGUCGUAUUCAGUACCUUAAUCGCGUGUGUGAGACACUACAAAAUCGAUGUUGGAAGAUGAAAACGUGGUAUGAAGAGGCGCAUCAAAGCUGGCAUCAGACAUAUGCAGCAAAUGACAGUGCGGUGACCUAUUUACUGCAACGAACCACGACUUCUCCUCACGAUCCUCACAUCUUCUAUCUUCCUGAAAUUCAUCCCAUACUGGAUAUCUCCAUACCAAUGCCAGGCUACCUGAAGGUGAAGAUAGUGGAGAAAUAUGCAUAGCUAAAGCAUGGCUUUGUCGAUUAAGCGGUGAAUGAUAUUAUACACAUUUGUUUCCAAAGCGCAUAGGGUUUACGGGUUUUCUUUUCUGCCGAGUUAGGUCGCCACUAUGUGGCGGUCAAACUCAAACAUGUUCAUACUUAACUUUUUAUGAUUGUGGUCAUGAUGCUCAUAGAUCAGAUAAGUAAAACCUAACGUCGUGCUACGUAGAUGACUUGGUGUACUACCUCCAGGUUGUAUAGACACUACAUAGAUGUUUAUUUUUGACGACUUCACUUACACUUUCUUCACUUUCUUCACUUUUUAAGCUUCAAGGAAAAGAUGUCUUCCGCCGCGAUGGAGCACCCUCCACAAGGAGAGCAACUACACGCCUCCAGAGCAGCUGCCGAACAAGAACUACAUCCUGCAGAACAGGAUGAGCAACAGGAAUUGGAAGCCCUCUUCGGUUCUAGGUUGUUGCCUCCAAGUUUCGCUUAUUCUGGCAUGUUGAUGGAAGGCUUCGAUCCAGCCAGGUUAACGAACUUGGUCCCACCGGAGAAUAAGACCAACUACAGAGCAAAAAAUUUUCAGAAUCCGAUGGAUGCGAUCAAAAGGGCAAGCGACUGGCAAGAAGUAGUGGAAUACACAAGAGAUAGAUGGAAAAGUUAUGGAACACAUGGCUGUUUGAAUGUGAUUCUUCUGUAUUUGUUUCUGACUGACAUUAGAACAUGUUGGUCCAGUUGUGACUUCGCCGUACUAAGAAAAGAAAGCGGAUAUUACGAUGCAAACAAGAUCGCCAUGUUGAAUUUUGAAGAUGAACAGCCGUUGUGACAACUAAGAGUCUUCUUCUUUCGAUACAGAAGAUGAUACAACAAUUAUAUUCUCCUUGUUUCUCUAAGUUCAUUGUUGCGACUAACACUAAAACUAAUGGUUGUUCCUUAUGUUGUCCAAGAACAUAAUUCCUCUUCUAAUCCUCGCGAAAGAUGAACAACCCACCGGGAACCUCGUAUUCUUCGCUGUUAUCCACCGGCCGUUUGUCGCAGGGCCUGUACUUCACCAACCUCUACAACGCGGUGAAGAGGAAAGAAAUUCUCACGAAAAAGAGAAGAGGGGCUUUGAAGAGGAAACUCAAGGACGGUAGUUUAUUAAUAUUAGUCAUGACAGUGACGGACCGUAUUAAUAUUAGUCACUGACGGUAUUAUUAGUCAUGCUGGGGUAGUCAUGCCUCAUGCGUACUAAUACUAUGUAUAACUAUUAGUCAUGCUGGGGUUUCCUAUUCCUUUGUGUGUGUUGCAUUGAAGGAAGCCUUGUUCCUGAGUAUAGUACGUUAUUGUUCGGAAAGUCAAAUUAUAGAUCCUGAGCUACUUUUUCUUGAUCUACAACUUCCUGAGCUUCGGUUCCUCCCAUGAUUUACAACUCUUCAUAUUUUACAUCUCAUAUCUCCUCCACCAUGAUCUCCCCCACAUCAGAUUCCGAGGACGACUGGUCUUCCGACAGUGAGUGUCAUCCUGGCUAUGAUCCCAUCAUCGGUGGCGGCCGUGAUGACGACGACGUCCGCUCCCAUGCUGCCAGUAGUUUCCACGAACCUGAGAGUCCGGUCGAUAGAUCGUCCCCAGCCGACUGGGACUUCUCAAAAUCCCCACGUUCCGAAGGCCACGAAUCUGUUAGAGGAGACUCAGGCUCCGAUGCAGGCUUGAGCAUCAUCGCGGCAGGCAAGUUGAAGCGAGAUGGAAGGGCAUUCAGGACCGAAAAGGCCUUGGCCGAGCAGAACAACAAGGCAUUGAAGCCGGAGGAUCAAGUGUUCGUGAUCAAUCAGAACACGCCGAAUCGAUUCAGGGAAUUGCUGGAUGUUGGUAUUAAAACAUCUUCUUCUUCUUCUUCUUCUUCUUCUGAUUGACGUUGGUUACUGUUAGAUAGAGGUCGUGGUUCUCCUUCUCUAUUAAUUUUUUAAACUUUUUCAGUCGCUCUCUUGAUGACUAUAACAAGGACGGAUAAUGAUCGUGAUCCCACAUCGAAAGAAUAUAAGCAUCCUCCAUCAACCUCCUCCUCCCUUACCUGUUGCAUCAUCCACUCCCACAGCCCGCGAAGACUUGCAGCAAGUGGAUGGUCAGAUGACGAUUUUUGUUCCCGCCAAAGCCACUUCUCUUCUCAACCUGGUGAACGCCGAGACCUUCUUCGUCGAGGGCAAGUUUCGUGCCCUCAGCAAGGAAGAAAGACGCAAUUUCGGUCGUCGUAAGCCGGUCGCUUUCUCGCGUCAGAUCGGCGGUCGCCAGUUCUCCAUUCGCGUUGUGGACAGCGUGAAGCACGUGCAGCAUUGGAAAACGGUUUGCGCUGUUUUCAUUGAUCCCGCAGUCGAAAAGGACUGGACCCUGGACGAUUGGCCGUUUGCGCAGCACGUGCAACUGUUUGCGGCAGUGAGAGGGUUUGCUCUCAGUCAAACCGGCGCACCGAUCAAGAAUCCUCUGUGUAAGAACUGUGAUGUCCGCACAUUGAACGUGGAGGAGCACUUGCGACACAAGGACUUCCAGAUCCAGAGUGCUUUUUGGCGAGAUUUGGACACGUUUUUGCAAAGAAGAUCGCACAUGGCUUAUUAUUAUGGCACGGCACCAAGAAGGGUUGUUCAUCUUCGAGGAUAUCUUCGACCUUUGAGGAUCAUAUUUAUACACUGAGGAUAUCUUGGACCUUCGAGGAUAUCUUCGACCUUUGAGGAAUAUACUUACUGAGGAUAUUGAGGAUCAUAAGGACACUCAAUAGGAGAAUACUAAAAACUUCGUGUUCUUUUUUCCCCUUUACAGAUUUUCGCUUCUUUAUCCCUUUACAGAUUUUCGCACAUUCCUGAAUUCUAAUUUGCCCAACCGCGCGUGAAGCUGAAAGCAUUCCUGGAGCGUGAGAAGAAGCAGAAGGAAUUCAUGCAACGCGGUGCUGGUGUCGGUGCCGCUGGCGCUGGUGCUGUGAACCCAGCUGGUGCUGCUCUGAGGGCUAGACCCAUGCUGCGAGACCGUAUCCAGCGGGAACAGCAGGCCUUGCAAGAGAAGGAACAUUAAGGCUCAGCUUUCAAUGGUCACCAUUUAGAUUGGAGUCACUGAGAUCGAAGUGGUCACCAUUUAGAUUGGAGUCACUGAGAUCGAAGAAGCGACUUCCCCUUGAGAGGAGAACAGGGGAAAAGGAUUAGAGAACCAACUACAGGGGAAAACUAUUAAGGGACAAAGGGGAGAGCUUUGAAGGGAGUCUCUUCCGUUCAGCAUCAUGAUGACCAUUGAGUGCUGAGCUUUAAGAACAAGAGGCAAGGGACAAGUACUUGUUUGGGAUCACAACUCUUGGGGCAGAGAAGAAGGAGAAGGAACUAAAGGAUCAAUUGCUGGAUCAUGUUGGGGAUGCGAAUCAUCUUAUGGAAGGUUUAUUAGUACAGAGUUGUAGUUUAAUAUAGAACGGAUGGCGCAUGGAGUGCAUGGAGCGCAGAGCUUUAAGGGGCGCAAGAAGCUCCCCCUUUAGCUCCAUGCUACUCCAUGCGACCCAUGCACUUCAUGCCAUGCGAGCUGUGAAACCUUAUAAAUUGCGCUGUUAUUAGUAGUUUUUCCUCUUCUAUUCUAAGCUACUUAGGUCUUUGAUCCCCUCACGCAAUGCAGGUUAUUAGUAGUUGUUGAUAGUACCUGUACUAAGUUGUGCACGUGCAGUCGUAUCCUGGGUACUAGUUGGUAAGCACGACUUACAAGAACUCAAACUCGGUAGCAUUUCUUUCACUGCUGCUUCAACAUGAUUCAACUUCUAGGACUUCUCCUCUUGCUUCUAAUUUCCCCGACCGCAACGGGCAAUUAGCCCUCACCGACACGACCCAAGGUGGAGCGCGUAUGAUGACACGUUUAGAAGCCUUAGGUGGUGCGGAUCCCUCUGGCGUUCGUCGCGUGGAAUUUCACAAGGCGGUGAAACGGGACCCACAGACUGGUAAGAUUGCAGCACAGCUCAGCUACGCAGUGGCGAAGGAACAAAGCCAAGAUCAUAGUGCUGACGGUAAGCCUGCGGAGGAGGAGGAUGACGCAUCCAAUAUCGACUUGGCCAGAGCAACCAGACAAAUGUGGCCGAUCUCUGGAAGGGUACUUUUGGUAAAUAGAACCUUAAUUUGAUCAUAAGGGAAAACAUCAAGAAGAGAACCCGCCUUGCGAUCGAAUUCAGGUUAUCAAAUACCGGAGCCAUUUUUCAGUCAGGAGCUCACGCUCCUCCUGAUCAUGGUGAGGUGGAUGAAGGUCAGAAACUUUGUUGCAGUUCGACUGUGAUUCGAAUUCCAAAAGAUGAUAAAAUAAUAAAACUAUAAAUACAUCAUCUAGUACAAAUAAAUCUACAAAUACAACCGAACAGGGCAAGGGCAAGGGUCUUUCAACAGAAGAGAGGGAUCGCCUCAGGUUGGAACAGCUUGAAAAGGAGGAUAUGGAGGAGCUCAAGAAGAUCAAGACUAAGGUAUUUAGAUUAGCCUCUUCCUGUUUAGAGAUGAGGAUUUACAGUGGGAGGUUUUCCUCAGUUUUGCAGCCAUGUAGUUUUCCCUUAUUUCCGCCAAAAUAUUCUAACAGCUGCAGCAGCUAAAGCUAUCUUUUCCUUUUAUAAUCUCUUCGCAUAAUCAUGAUUAGUAUUCAUAUGCACCCGCUCUUCCUCUUAUUUAUUAGUAUUCAUAUGGACCUCUACCACCUAUACGUAUAUUUAUCAUAUGCACAGAGGACCUGACUCUCUUCUACAACACGCCCCUUUUCUUCGACAACCACACAGAUCGUUGCCGAGUGGGUUCAAACCUAUUUGUUGGAGCAUAAGGGUAUCUCCAAGAAGGGAGAUGUCUUGUUUCAAAAGGCAUUCGAAGAACAAUUUGACCGGGAUGAACCUUUGGAGACAUUUACCAAAGGAUAUAGGAUGAAGGUAUUUUUUGUAUUAAGUUUAUUUGUGUUGUUGUUUGCAAGGGUACAAGAACUUCGUCUCAGGGCCCGUCUGUAGGUCUGGGGACAACGAACCGUCUAUCCUUCUCCUAAUAUGUAGCCGAACCUCCUUCAGCCGGUAAGUAACCAAACAAGAAUAACCCUUGUUUUCUUGUUGCAUCCCACCACCAUUUUUAGUGUUUUUGACUGAGGAUAGACUUGAACUAAGGAUGAAUGUUUCUGGUAUUUUUGGUAUAGCCUGAAUUUGAUCAUAUUAAGGGAAAACAAGAAGAGAACCCUUAGGAUCAAACUCAGGUUAACAAAUACCAGAACCAUACAAAGGACCAAAUAACAACUACAGGCCCUGACCAAGCAUCGUAUCCGGUGGGUGGACAACCAUCAAUAUCUUUCUGACGCUACCGAAAUCUACGAACGAAAAACCGCUAUGAGCGCUAUUGAGUGGGAUAGAAUGAAUUCUACUGCGCAAGAUGAGGGUUCAUGGUCGAACUGGAAGGAAGGCGACUGGAACAAUAAGGGCUCUGACUGGAACAGUUCCUGGAAAAAAGACGAUUGGAAAUGGGACUACGAUAAAAAUGGCUGGGUUCUGGUUCAUUAUGGAAGAAAACAAGGUUUAAUACUAAAGAAACGUACAUGAUAAAUUCAUUAAUAUAUUUAUAUUACUAGAACAAACUCCAGUACGGUAUGAUACAUAAGUAACACCAAGUACUAGGCAUGAUAUUAAACAUAACAACAUAACAACAUUGCUCCAAACAACUACACUCGUCCCCACCAUCUCUAUUUCUAGGCACUCCCCCAUUGUCCCGCCACGACACUAAUUCCCUUCCCUUCUGUUCUAUCCACGUUAAUAUAGUAUCUACAUUUAACUUCGUCCCACCUCCUCGAGAAAAGAUCAUGGGAGGUAUCCACUUAUCUACACUAUUUCCCACUCUUACACCCCACAAUGCUCCUCCCAACUCCUACACUCCCAACUCUUCCUCUCUCCCUCUAAGUCCCAACUCCUCAGAAGAUGGAUACCAAAGAGGCCGCGGAACAGCUGAAGACGAAUUUAGACCAUUUUGUCGAACCAGAUGGAACCGGCACCGGCACUGAUGCAGUAUCUCAAGGACCAUGGUGGUUACAUUAAGGCUUCAUGUUUUCGUGAAGAUCAAGAUUCCUUCUUUUUCAUCUCACUUUAUUGAUUCCUUCAUUUUAUUCAUCUACUUACUUCAGAAGAUGAAGAUGGAAGCAUCUUUUACUUUUUAUUUCUCUUUCAAAGAGACGUCGUUUCAGGAGCAGAGAAAAAGAUGUGAAAGAUCACUCUGAAGGCUCUAAUCACGGCAUAAGAACAAGACCUCCACUGGCCACCGUCGACAUGGAAAUUGGCAAGGCAGCUAUGGAGAUGGGAACGCUACUUCGUCACGGUAUUUGUGCUCUUAAUAUUUUUCAUCACGGACUUGCUUCUAAGGUGAGAUAACACUAGAUAGAACUAGAAGUCAACAUGAGCAGUGGGGAGUACGUCGUAGUCUUGCAAAAAAUAGUUCAGAACUUUUUACCACUACAAGCAGGGACUUCAUCUAAAAUAAGCUUUUCUCAUCUUCAGAGUAAGAAAAAAUUUUUUAUGUUUUUCCAACAUUACAACAACAACAGUAUAACAGAACAAGCAACAAUGAUACACAGUAAUGUGGUAAUAGCAUUACAAGGAUAUUACAGCAAUAUAACAGUAUAACAAAGCUUUGCAUUACAAUGCUACAACAGUAGAACAGUAUAGCAGUUGUUUCGUAGUACCUUGUAAAGACAUUACCAAAGAUCAACUACGAACAAACCUGUUCUUCCAUCAUUACUACAACAACUACAGCACUCCCGCCGGCAAUGAUUGGCCGCGAGCCCCAGGCGCUUCUUACACUCCAGGAGGCUACGGAGGUGGCUAUACUCCAGGUGGAGCAGUCAGCGGAGAGGAUCAUCAAAUGAGUAUGACGCCAGCUGGAGACCUACUAGGCCUAAACGAAGAAGAUGAGGCAGAAGAGGAAGAAAUCAUUACCAAAGAGCAAGAAGAGGAAAUGAGAAGGAAGGCGAGAAAACAAACAAAUAAGGUGGAUAUGGAAGAGAUCUAGUGGGAUAUGGAAGAGAUCUAGAAGUCGUGGUCAAGGUCAGACAACCUUGCACUAGGAUUAGCAUCGUUUAACGUGACUCAUAAAGGGGGUUCCUUUAGUUACUUCUCAAUUUUUUAUGACAAAAAUGACAAACAGAAACAGACUUGUUAUUGUUAAUAAUAAGCUCACCAGCAUCAUCUAAUAUUACAUAGGUAGAAUAGAACACUCUUCGAGGUGAUACUGCCAUGAAGACUUGCCUCGUCCCUUCACUCCAUUUAUCAUUGUCAACUUAAGAGUAAGAUAGUGAUGGGGAGCCGAAAAACAAUACUAACCGACGUAUGAAGACGACCAUGACCAACAACCAGUUUAUUAGCAAUCCGAAACAAACUUAGCAAAAAGAUGAGUUUAUUUAGCGAUAUGAUAUUAAUGAGUAAACGAGGAUAAUAUGUACGGUGGAGACCCUAUGAUUUUUUUGACAAAACGGAUAACGAUAUUUAAGAAUGUUGAUGCAAUCAGACUCAACCUCGUCAACGCGACAUUUUGAUUAUGCGACGGACUUAUCAAAAAUGAUUGAUGCAUCUUCACCCCCGAACAACACGGUAGCAUAAUGAGACGACCUGUGCAUCCUCGAACAUUUUUCAGCUUCCUCCCAAGAAAAAACGACAAAAAGAAGCAAUGGAUGGGCCUGGUGCCAAUACUAGGG